AUGCAGAAGGGCACGCCCCAAAUUUUGGCCUUUACUGGGACUGCUGUUCACGGAGGAGGUUCCUGCCAGGUUUCGAUCACCUAUGACAACCCUCCUACAGCGACCAGCAAGUUUAAAGUUAUCCACUCUAUCCAGGGUGGCUGUCCGGCCCGGAAUGCGGCGGGAAACCUGGGAAAUGAUCCUAAUGCCAUCAACCCCGAUGAAUACGAGUUUAAAAUUCCGACAGAUCUUCCUUCUGGUAAUGCUACCCUCGCCUGGACCUGGCUGAAUAAGAUUGGGUUACGCGAGUUUUACAUGCAGUGUGCUUCAAUCGAAAUUGAGGGUGAGGGUGGCAGCCAGGCAGCCUUUGACGCUCUUCCCGACAUGUUUAUCGCCAACAUCCCACAGGGAGAAGGCUGCAAGACAGAGGAGAGAAAGGAUAUCUUGUAUCCUGACCCGGGUAACUCGGUCGAGAAGGUCGAGGGGCCGGACAAGGACUUUGCCCCUCCGAUUUGCAGCAAGGCUCCCGCUCACCAGGCUACUGAGGCUGCUAUUGCCAGCCCUGCUGUUACAGGGACGGUUCUGGCUAUCCGUGGUCGUCGCGCUAUUUCUCGUCGCUCUUAA
Messenger RNA from Thermochaetoides thermophila DSM 1495, 603 nucleotides. RefSeq lists its product as uncharacterized. Lineage: Eukaryota; Fungi; Ascomycota; Sordariomycetes; Sordariales; Chaetomiaceae. The coding region runs from base 1 to 603 and encodes 200 amino acids. The record is from RefSeq and is a predicted model, not a curated record. The transcript has a single exon.